AUGACACCCCAAACGGAGCAAAGCUCUCUCAAGCGCGGCAGGGAUCAGAAGAAACCACGGCGUUCUCAAAGGAUCAUAUCACAGCAAUCUCAGGGUACCCCAAUCAAUGACUCAUAUCUUCCUACGCCGAUGACCCGCCAAGCUUCAACUGCUACAGACAUCAGGAAAGAAACAACAGCGACCCCACCGAAACCCUCUGCCCAAGCUCGUUCUCACACUCCACCCGAGUCAGUACAGUUUCCAGAAUACUCUUCGCCUCCAGGUGAUACCCAGGCAUUCUCUCAAUUCGUAUACCCACCCAGAGCUUUCGCAGAUGAGGUUCAAGAUGAGGCCGAGGAGGGGGUUUGGGGAUACAUAAUCCCUCUUGACGAUAAAGUUCGAGAUGCCCUUGUAUUGAGAAAGAGAGGAAGCUGUGAAGGCGGCUCAUCCAGGUCCAACAACUCCGGAAAGGAUGCCCGGGCGGGGUGCGGGCAAAACAAAGAAAAGGCCCCGACCCCUGAUCUUGUUCUUAACAUCCCCACUAUUUCCAAUCGACACUUCCUAAUAUUCUUGGAAAACCGGAAAGGGGACACCGUCGCAAUUUUGGAGGACCUGUCCAGCAAUGGCACGUUUGUCAAUGACGCGAUCAUCGGGCGAAAUAAACAACGCGAACUAGAAGACGGCGACGAGAUCACAAUCUUAGAUGAAGCGCGCUUCGUCUUCCGGUAUCCUCGGACGAGGGACACGAAUGGGUUCCGCCAACAGUACAGGAUUUUACAACAGCUCGGUAAAGGCCAUUUCGCGACCGUUUAUCUCUGUGUAGAGCGUUCAACGGGCACCCAAUAUGCUGUGAAGUUAUUCGAAAAACGCCCUGGCGAUUCCCAGAAGUCCCAGGCCGACCCUUUACAUCAGGAGAUUGGUCUUUUGAUGAGUGUCAGUCACCCGAACUUAUUGUGUCUCAAAGAUACUUUCGAUGAGAACGAUGGUGUGUAUCUUGUUCUGGAGCUUGCCCCGGAAGGCGAGCUGUUCAAUCUCAUCGUCCGAAAACAGAAAUUUUCAGAGAAUGAGGCUAGACACAUUUUCUUGCAACUUUUUGAGGGCUUGAAGUACCUUCAUGACCGCAGAAUCGUCCAUCGUGACAUCAAGCCCGAAAAUAUUCUUGUUGCAGACAAGAAGAUGACAGUGAAGCUCGCCGACUUCGGUCUUGCCAAGAUUAUUGGGGAAGAUUCAUUUACGACGACCCUAUGUGGAACACCUAGUUACGUUGCUCCGGAAAUCCUACAGGAAUCUCGCCGCCGACGGUAUACCAAAGCGGUUGAUAUUUGGUCACUUGGUGUUGUCCUUUACAUAUGCCUAUGUGGCUUUCCGCCAUUUUCCGAUGAGCUUUAUACGGCUGAAAACCCGUAUACUCUGGCGCAACAGAUCAAAAUGGGACGUUUUGACUAUCCAUCCCCUUACUGGGAUUCCGUGGGCGACAUUGCUUUGGACCUCAUUGAUAGAAUGCUUACAGUUGACGUUGACAAAAGAAUAACGGUCGAGGAAUGCCUAGAGCAUCCCUGGCUUACGGGAAAGCACAUCCAGGUCUCAGAUAGCACCGACGGACUCACUGGGGCGCUGGGAAAGCUGGACUUCUCGAAACGGAAAAUCUCGCGUGAGCGAACUCUUCUCAGCAGUAUCAACGACAUCGACUUCAGUGAGCGUACAGAGGGCAAUGGGGCUCCGGUCAAGGUUUUCCACAAGAACAAUACAGGAAAGCGCUUGCAUAAUCGGCAAGCCAAAGUCUCCCAGCCACAAUCCCCCGGUGACAAGAGUGCGCCCAGGGAUUUCGUCAAUCUCGGCGAGAAAGGGGAUCCCGCUUUGUUUGAGGAAGACCCCACUAGGGGUCUAUUCCCGAUUAUCACUAAACGAACUAUGAGCUACAACAUCUGCGAGCACUGCUCAAAUUUGCCCUUGAGCGUGCUUGUUGGAGUUGGACUAUUUACUGUCGUUGCUCUUUCAGUUUUCGUCAAUGUCUUCAGACAACUUCUGUUCAAGAAUCCGAACGAACCCCCCCUGGUUUUCCACUGGUUCCCUUUCGUCGGUAGCACUAUUAGCUAUGGCAUGGAGCCUUAUAAGUUCUUUUUUGAUUGUCGCAAAAAGUACGGCGAUAUCUUCACCUUCGUACUCCUCGGCAAAAAGACGACAGUCUAUCUAGGCACCAAGGGUAACGAUUUCAUCCUCAAUGGCAAGCUUCGAGACGUUUGCGCCGAAGAAGUCUAUUCGCCACUCACGACUCCGGUUUUCGGGCGUCAUGUCGUAUACGACUGCCCCAACUCCAAGUUGAUGGAGCAGAAGAAGUUUGUCAAAUUUGGUCUCACAUCUGAUGCUCUGCGCUCGUACGUUCGCUUGAUUACCGACGAGGUGGAAGAUUUCGCUCAAAAGUCCCCUGCUUUCAAGGGGGAUCGUGGUAUCUUCGACGUUUGCAAAACAAUCGCCGAAAUCACCAUCUACACGGCUUCCCGGUCUCUCCAGGGCAAGGAGGUCCGCUCGAGAUUCGACUCCACUUUCGCGGAAAUGUAUCACCACCUCGACAUGGGAUUCGCUCCCAUCAAUUUCAUGCUCCCUUGGGCACCCCUUCCACACAAUCGGAAACGCGAUGCCGCCCAGAAGAAAUUGACUGAAACAUAUACGGAGAUCAUCAAGGAACGUCGCAAGGCUGGGACUGAAAAGGACUCCGAAGAUAUGGUGUGGAAUCUCAUGUCGUGCGCAUACAAGAGUGGCAAGCCAGUUCCCGAUGAAGAGAUUGCGCAUAUGAUGAUUGCCCUGCUCAUGGCUGGGCAGCAUUCGUCUUCCUCUACUGCUGCUUGGAUCGUCCUCAAUCUCGCCAAAAACCCCGAGGUUAUGGAAGAACUUUAUCAAGAACAGCUCCGUGUUCUUGGGUCGGAUUUGCCUCCACUUACUUACGAGAGUUUGCAGAAGUUGGAGCUGCACUCUAAGGUCAUCAAAGAAACUUUGCGCAUCCAUGCUCCUAUCCACUCGAUCAUUCGCGCUGUUAAGAACCCGAUGCCGGUGGACGACACGCCAUACGUGAUCCCGACCACCCAUAACGUCCUUUCUUCGCCUGGUGUCACAGCCAGAUCGGAAGAAUACUUUGCUGACCCUCUCAAAUGGGAUCCGCACCGUUGGGAUGAGACUGACGAGAAGACGACCGAGGAUGAAGAGACGAUCGACUACGGGUAUGGCUUGGUCACCAAGGGCACCAAUAGCCCAUAUCUUCCCUUUGGGGCUGGGCGUCACAGGUGCAUCGGCGAACAGUUCGCUUAUGUCCAACUCGGUACAAUCACUGCCGCUCUUGUGAAAUUGUUUAAAUUCCGCAACGUGGCCAAUGUCGAACAGCUUCCCGAUACGGAUUAUUCGUCGCUGUUCUCGAAACCUCUCGGCAAAUCCUUCGUGGAAUUCGAGAGGCGCGAUACGCCCUCCAAGGAAUGA
This is a messenger RNA of Aspergillus candidus, 3447 nucleotides long. RefSeq names its product cytochrome P450. Lineage: Eukaryota; Fungi; Ascomycota; Eurotiomycetes; Eurotiales; Aspergillaceae. Gene Ontology annotation, biological process: protein phosphorylation; mitotic DNA damage checkpoint signaling. The coding region runs from base 1 to 3447 and encodes 1148 amino acids. Gene Ontology annotation, cellular component: nucleus. The transcript has 11 exons. Gene Ontology annotation, molecular function: protein binding; heme binding; monooxygenase activity. The record is from RefSeq and is a predicted model, not a curated record.